Messenger RNA from Laetiporus sulphureus 93-53, 1293 nucleotides. RefSeq lists its product as uncharacterized. Gene Ontology annotation, cellular component: nucleus. Lineage: Eukaryota; Fungi; Basidiomycota; Agaricomycetes; Polyporales; Laetiporaceae. Gene Ontology annotation, molecular function: inositol-1,3,4,5,6-pentakisphosphate 2-kinase activity; ATP binding. The record is from RefSeq and is a predicted model, not a curated record. Gene Ontology annotation, biological process: inositol phosphate biosynthetic process. The coding region runs from base 1 to 1293 and encodes 430 amino acids. The transcript has 3 exons.
AUGGCUGAUCUUUGCACACAAACGCUACCAGAGCACUGGAAAUAUGUUGCCGAGGGAGGCGCAAGCAUGGUGUUCUCCUACCGCGGACCAGUGCAUCCGACAUAUACAGGAAGAGUACUGAGACUGCGCAAGGUGCCCUUGAACUCAGUAGAAGCUGAACUUAAUUCUACUGAGGAAAGUCAGGACCACGCAGGAUAUAGCAUUGCAUUCGAUGAUGCCGUCAUUCGGCGGUUGAUACCCGAACAAUUCUUACCCAGAUUAGAAUCUGUGCUUAUGGACAGCAAGUGGCUCGAAACACUCUCGCAACUUACUGAACACGAAAGACCAAGAGAACGACGAACCAAGCAUACCGUUGACACGAGGCAAACUAGAGCCUUGCUAGCGCCAGACUUGCUCGGGAACGAAGGUAUUGCAGUAGAGAUCAAGCCAAAGUGGGGGUUUCUACCUUCACCUGCCUACCUUUCACCAUCCACGCGCCCCAUCAAGGCCCGCACGUGUCGGUUCUGUAUGCAUACACAUAUGAAAUAUGCAGAAUGCGAGACCGUCGCUGUGACAUUUUGUCCUCUGGACCUUUACUCGGGCGAUGAAACGCGUGUGCGACGUGCACUUCUUGCGCUUUGGGACUCGUGGAUUGCAAGCCCAGGGGAAAUCAACAAUCUGAGAGUAUUCACGGGGGGAAGACUAGUCAGGUUUACUCAUGAUUCUGCUGCGUUCAUUGACAUCGCUAGAGUGCUAGACUCUUAUUCGUCUUCAACGCAACUAGAUCCAAGAUCACAACCAGAAGAUCUGCGAGAUCGCUUGAUUUCAUCCCUUAUUCCACCGCUUCUGGAGAUGCCUGUACUGCGCAUACUCUCUUCGCUACAGCGGACACUAGACAAGCUUGAUAUAGAGGGUUUAGCGUCGCUAUGGGCGCGCGCUCAUGCAGCAAUUAUCCCAGCACCCGCACUCGGAGAAGGUCUCUCAGAGCCUACCUUGGAGGAGUGGACACUGUUCAUUGAAGAAUAUUUCUCUAAGACGUCGACUGCCGUUGAAAGCGAGUUGCACGUGCACGAGCUCCGACACUACUGUUUGGCCUAUUUGUUAUCUGCGACCUUCAAGGAUUGCUCGAUAAUGGUGAAGAUCGACUUUCCGAACGUUAACCGUGACAACGUGAAGACUUCGCUUCACAUCAUUGAUCUGGAUGUGAAAAGCAUCUCACGGCUCGCAAAGUGGCAGAAACUCGAUCGGGAGAUUGUCGCUGCAUACGCGAACGUCGAGCCACGUAAUUGUGUCGAUCAAUGGGCGCCUCAGUGA